Morus notabilis is the source of this 2748-nucleotide messenger RNA. Its product is annotated as HBS1-like protein. Gene Ontology annotation, biological process: translation. The transcript is spliced from 13 exons. Gene Ontology annotation, molecular function: GTPase activity; GTP binding. NCBI's taxonomy places the organism in Eukaryota, Viridiplantae, Streptophyta, Magnoliopsida, Rosales, Moraceae. The record is from RefSeq and is a predicted model, not a curated record. The coding region runs from base 212 to 2545 and encodes 777 amino acids.
AUUCUCUCUUUCGAAUCUAACAGAGGCUUGUCUUAAUUUUAGAGAGAGAGAGAGAGAGAGAGAGAGAGAGAAGUAGCAGAAAAUCAAGAGCAUCUUCUUCUUCUUCUUCUUCUCUUGGCCGUGGCCACUCCAGCGCCUGCUUCAUUUUAUGUGGUGAAGAGAGAAUUCAGGGUCACUUUAUGCUCAUUUUCUUGAAUUCAGCCUUAAAGCCAUGCCGCGUAAAGUAAAUAUCAGAGUUGAUUACUACGAAGACUACGAUGACUUUGACGAUUAUGAUUACGGCAUAGAAGAGAAUGCAGUUGCCGUAGUAGAAUCAAAACCAGAAAGUGAGAGGCGUGGGAUUUGGAGUUGUUAUAUUUGCACAUAUGAUAAUGAUGACAGUAUGUCUGCUUGUGACAUUUGUGGGGUUCUUCGCAACCCCUUGCCUAACAUCAGCAGUACCAGUAAGAAAACAGUUGAAGGCACAUGCAAAGAUGCUGAAGCAUCCAUAAUGGCCCAGUCUCUUUUUGCAUCACUGCCGCAUCAGGCACCCAAAAAUGCCGUCUUAUUUCAACCGCAGAAAGAUGGUUCUGAGGCUGAUGAGGGCAAUAACUUCCACAAGCUUGAGAAUUUCCAAGGACAUAUUGAUGAAUUAUAUAAGAUCUUUAGUACUCAUAACCAGCACCAGGUUAAUAUAGUUCCUUUCAAGUUUGAUACUCCAUCUCCAGAUGACAUGGUCACAAAUGGCUUGCGUUCCUCCAAAAUGGGUUCUAAAGCCAAUCUUAAUGACUCAAAGACUUCAACAAUCACUUUAGCCAUCAGUGAGAACAUUGGAACACUAGACGAGCGAUCAAAUGAUGGAAGGUUAGAUAGCUUCUCCAUGUCGUCAGAUAAGAGGCAUCAAGUAAAGAGAGGAACAGGUAAAGUACAAGGAAGUUCUAAAAGUUCAGAUGUAUCAUCAGAUUGUUUUCUGAAAAGUAGCCAUGGUAGAGUGGAGGAGAGCAGUUAUAUAAAGGGCAUUGCAAUUGACAUAGAAUCGGACGGUGAAAGGAUAGAAAGCUCAUCAAUGGCAGAGCCUAAAGGCAAGCAUGAUAGCGUGGAUGAGAACAUAAGUUCUGUGAAUAGGGGCAAACCAGAGAGUCUUGCCAAUAACUUGAAUAACAUGGCUUUGGGUGUAAGAUCUGGAAAUCCAAAUAACAUAAAUGCUAGAAAAGCUAAUUCACACAAGCAGUAUAAACCUGAGAAAUGGAUGCUUCCUGAUCAAGCUGAAGAUGCACUGAUUCAGUUGAAUCUGGCCAUAGUUGGUCACGUUGAUUCUGGAAAAUCAACGCUCUCUGGUAGAUUGCUACACCUUUCAGGUCGGAUAUCUGAAAAACAAAUGCACAAAUAUGAAAAAGAGGCGAAGAUACAGGGUAAAGGGUCCUUUGCUUAUGCCUGGGCAUUGGAUGAGAGUGCAGAAGAGAGGGAACGGGGAAUAACUAUGACAGUGGCUGUUGCUUAUUUUGAUUCCAAAAGAUAUCAUGUCGUGGUGCUCGACUCACCCGGCCACAAAGAUUUUGUUCCAAACAUGAUCUCCGGGGCAACACAAGCUGAUGCUGCAAUUAUUGUAAUAGAUGCCUCGCUUGGUUCAUUUGAAGCUGGUAUGGACAGUAUGAAGGGGCAGACAAGGGAACAUGCACAACUUAUCAGAAGUUUUGGUGUGGAACAAAUUAUAGUUGCUGUUAACAAAAUGGAUGUUGUUGGGUAUUCUAAGGAGCGAUUUGAUUUGAUUAAACAACAACUCGGGACGUUUCUUCGUUCUUGUAACUUUAAGGAUUCUUCUAUAUCUUGGCUUCCAUUGAGUGCCAUGGAAAAUCAAAAUUUGGUUGCAGCUCCUUCUGAUGUUCGCUUCUCAUCCUGGUAUAAGGGACGUCACCUUUUGGAUGCAAUUGAUUCCUUCCGACCUCCAUCAAGAGAUUUUUCAAAGCCUCUGCUUAUGCCUAUAUGUGAUGUCAUUAAAUCGCCUUCACUUGGGCAGGUGUCUGCCUGUGGUAAAUUGGAAGCGGGGGCUCUUCGGAGUGGAUUGAAGGUUCUUGUUAUGCCUUCCGGAGGCAUAGGCACUGCACGAUCCUUAGAACGUGAUUCUCAGGCUUGUUCGAUUGCAAGAGCCGGGGAUAGUGUUGCUGUUAGUCUUCAAGGUAUUGAUGGAAGUAAUGUCGUGGCCGGUGGAGUGCUAUGUCACCCUGAUUUUCCGGUUAAUGUAGCAAAACGUUUGGAAGUAAAGGUUCUUGUUUUGGAUGUAGCAACGCCAAUUUUAGUGGGAUCUCAGUUGGAAUUUCACAUACACCACGCGAAGGAGGCAGCGACAGUUGUGAAAAUACUGUCAUUGCUCGACUCAAAGACGGGCAAGGUGGCGAAAAAGGCCCCCCGUUGUCUUACCGCAAAGCAGAGUGCUGUUAUUGAGGUGCUUUUGCAUGGACCAGUUUGCGUAGAAGAGUUCUCGAGUUGUAGGGCCCUUGGAAGGGUGUUUCUGAGAGCAUUAGGAAGAACUAUCGCGGUUGGUAUUGUAACCAGAAUUAUUGACUAGAGUUGUUUGUGUUUACACUAGACCAUUUUUGAAAUAUUUUACUUGGCAUACUGUUAAAUCAUCUUUCAUCUUUUUUUUCUUUUUUUCUUUUUUUUUUUUCCCCCGACCCGCGGGUGGGCUGUCGGGAUGAGAUAAUAUUUCUCCAUACUGAAAGUUUGGAUGAGGUUUAAAGAGCUUUAGGGCAACAUUGUAUUGGCAUUUGU